Pelobates cultripes (western spadefoot toad) is the source of this 804-nucleotide messenger RNA. The record is from the annotation of a GenBank genome assembly. Lineage: Eukaryota; Metazoa; Chordata; Amphibia; Anura; Pelobatidae.
AUGGUAACUCCCAGACAGACAUUGCUGGAUUUGGUACCUGGCCCUGUAUCUGGUAACAGGACAUCAAUGGUAACUCCCAGACAGACAUUGCUGUAUUUGGUACCUGGCCCUGUGUAUCUGGUAACAGGACAUCCAAUGGUAACUCCCAGACGGACAUUGCUGUAUUUGGUACCUGGCCCUGUGUAUCUGGUAACAGGACAUCCAAUGGUAACUCUCAGACAGACAUUGCUGGAUUUGGUACCUGGUCCUGUGUAUCUGGUAGCAGGACAUCCAAUGGUAAUAUCCCAGACAGACAUUGCUGUAUUUGGUACCUGGCCCUGUGUAUCUGGUAACAGGACAUCCAAUGGUAACUCCCAGACAGACAUUGCUGUAUUUGGUACCUGGCCCUGUGUAUCUGGUAACAGGACAUCCAAUGGUAACUCUCAGACAGACAUUGCUGUAUUUGGUACCUGGCCCUGUGUAUCUGGUAACAGGACAUCCAAUGGUAACUCAGACAUUGCUGUAUUUGGUACCUGGUCCUGUGUGUCUGGUAACAGGACAUCCAAUGGUAACUCCCAGACAGACAUUGCUGGAUUUGGUACCUGGCCCUGUGUAUCUGGUAACAGGACAUCCAAUGGUAACUCCCAGACAGACAUUGCUGUAUUUGGUACCUGGUCCUGUGUAUCUGGUAACAGGACAUCCAAUGGUAACUCUCAGACAGACAUUGCUGGAUUUGGUACCUGGCCCUGUGUAUCUGGUAACAGGACAUCCAAUGGUAACUCUCAGACAGACAUUGCUGGAUUUGGUACCUGGCCCUGUGUCUGA